Messenger RNA from Rotaria sordida, 738 nucleotides. Lineage: Eukaryota; Metazoa; Rotifera; Eurotatoria; Philodinida; Philodinidae. The record is from the annotation of a GenBank genome assembly.
AUGGGUGAUACGAAUGGACAAGUAGUAGCUGGUGGCAAUGGCUCAGGAAAUCGAUUGGAUCAAUUGUAUCGUCCAAUCGAUGUGUUGAUCGACAAAGAGACGGAUAAUCUCAUUAUUUGUGAUUCAGGGAAUCAACGAGUUGUACGAUGGUCUCGUCGUAGUGGUACAACUCAAGGAGAAAUUCUCAUCGACAACAUCGUUUGUUGGGGAUUGGCCUUGGAUGAUCAGAGAUAUCUCUACAUCUCUGACCCCGACAAGCAUGAAGUAAGACGAUAUCAAAUAGGAGACAAGAAUGGAACUCUUGUGGCUGGUGGCAAUGGCGAAGGUGAUGGUCUUAAUCAGCUCAAAUGGCCGAACUACAUCUUUGUCGAUCAACAACAGACUGUCUACGUGUCAGACCAAAACAAUCAUCGUGUAAUGAAAUGGAAUAAAGGUGCAAAGGAAGGAAUUGUCGUCGCUGGAGGUCAAGGCGAAGGGGAUGCUCUGACACAAUUGUGGUAUCCUCGAGGACUGUUCGUCGAUACAUUGGGUACCAUCUAUGUAGCAGACUUAGGGAAUCAUCGAGUGAUGCGUUGGCCUAAACGAGCGAAACAGGGCACUGUCAUUCUGGGUGGAAAUGGUAAAGGAGAAGCAGCUAAUCAGUUCAACGGUGACACCGGUUUGUCCUUCGAUCGAUAUGGCAAUCUCUAUGUCGUCGAUUAUGCGAAUUCUCGUGUUCAACGCUUUUCAAUCGAAUAG